This is a messenger RNA of Oldenlandia corymbosa var. corymbosa, 1766 nucleotides long. The record is from the annotation of a GenBank genome assembly. NCBI's taxonomy places the organism in Eukaryota, Viridiplantae, Streptophyta, Magnoliopsida, Gentianales, Rubiaceae.
GAAUAAAUUAAACUUAAACCCUAUUUUAAUUUCCAUAAUUUAAAUUUGGCAGAAAAAGAAAUCACUACAAUCUAAAUACAACUACUAUUUCAAGCAGUACCUCCCGAGUCCACCCAACAGCUCCGACGGCGUGCGCAAGCAACAGCAAUUGAGGCGUCUCCGUUAGUUUUCACGGCCAACAGUCACCUGGUCACCGCCCCGAGGCUCUGAAACUCCCAACACUACAAUUCCCAGAAACCCGAGACCUUCUGUCGAACAGUAGAGUUCAUAUUCAAAACUUCUGAGCUCUCCGCAGCCCGGCCGCAUCCCGUUACAGAGUUCAGCGUUUACAGAGAUUAGGAAUGGUAAUUUUGUUUACUUUCUACAAAUCUGGGUUGUUAUUAUGAUAACCCUGCUUUCCGAGCUCAUAUUUAAUUUCAUAGCUUCUGCGCAAAAAAGAUUGAAUCUUUUUCUGUGUUAGUACUAUGUUGGAGGGUGCCUUUUUCAGGAUUUGAGUAGUGUAAUGAGAAGAAUCAAAAGCUUAGAAUGUUCCCUCUUUAGGAUGGUGCUGGUCAUAGGUUUAUAUCAACUCAGGAAUUGAACUCUCCUGCUGUUUAAUUGAUUCUGUUCUUAGGUUCAAUCAUAUAUUUGUCACAUUUAUAUAAUUGGGGUUCUUUCCCCCUCAUUCUUUUACAUUCAAACCCGAUAUCUUGUGUUACACAUGGAUGUGAACUUAUGAUUUUGGUGAACUUCUUUACAAUUUCAGUUUGAUGAAGUUCUGAGCUUGUAAAUGAGAAGUGUGAUUGCAUUAUCCAUUGUCUAUUUGAGAAGUUGAUAUUGGUUAGUUUCUACUUGGACAGGGUGGUGAGCAGAACAAUAUACAACCAGAGAAGGGUUCUAAAGGAGCACCACUGCCUCCGUUAGUGAAGUUUAAUAGAGCAUUCAAAUUGGCUGAAGAAUGGGUCGGUAAGAUGAGUAACAUGGAUGAGCUUGAUAAAUCAGCUAAAGUGAAGAUAGAAACUCGUCCUCCUAGGCUGGGUGUUGGAGCAAUUGUUCCUCGUGAAACCAAAGUUAUGCAUUCAAAUGACCCUGUUGAAAGGAGAUUACGUGCCAAACUGGUGACUAGUAAAACAAAAGCUGCCAAGCACGAUGACAAAUCUGCAGGUCCUGGGAAAGGUGGGAGUAUUGAGGAAGACACUGAUGAUGAUGAACUUGAAAGUAAAACCAAACUAUUCGAGAGAAAAAGACCUGUAGAUUGGUCCUCAAGUUUACAAGCGAAGAAACAACAUAGAUAACUUGAGAACUUGUUGCAUCUUGAUCACUUUGGGUAGGGAUGCAUGAACUUAACUGCGAGUUUAUCAUUGGUAAAGUGGUUUUGUAUGCAGUCUAGGAGGGACUAAUUCUUCAAUUGCUUUUGACUUGGAGACCAUUAGACUUGUUCUACAUUCUGUCCAGGCUUUUUAGGCAGCAUUUAGUAAAUUACAUUUGGGAUAAAUGCAACCAAAUUGUGCAAGCUUGCUGUUGUUGGUAGAGCUGGAAUCUAUGAGCUAGUCAGUUAUUUGAAUCAAACGGAUUAGUCUCCUGACAUGAGACUGCAUCUUUGUAAAAUGGAGAUUGAGAUUUAUGUUAUGUACUUCAGAGCUUCUGCUACUGUAAUUAACACAACCUUAUUAGUAAUUGGAUUGUUUCUUUUCAGGAAACACAUUUGGCUCUGGAUUGUAUGUUAUGCCUUAUUCAUCUCUCCCAUAUUUGAUAUAAAUCAAAGAUAUCUUUCUGAAAAAAUUUCC